Molecule: messenger RNA, 450 nt
Organism: Fomitopsis serialis
Lineage: Eukaryota; Fungi; Basidiomycota; Agaricomycetes; Polyporales; Fomitopsidaceae
Product: DUF1909-domain-containing protein
Exons: 5
Coding region: 137-322 (61 amino acids)
Source: RefSeq, a predicted model, not a curated record
CUUUUCUCGAUCGCUGCUCCGCACAGAGGCCUGCCCUCCUGCAGGUGGUCGCCAUUGUACGCUCGGUCUACUUCCUUCUCCGUCUCGGCCGUCUAGAUUCCUCGGAUUUCUGUUUCUACUUCUCUCGAUUUCAGCAAUGGGAAACGGUGCAAAGGCGGCUCAGAAGCGCGAGAGGAACGCGGCCAAGGCCGGAGGCACUGCCAAAAGCCAGACCAAGACUAAUCAGGCUGCCAUGAACAUUGUCUGCCAGACAUGCAAGCAGGCAUUCAUGCUGACCACUCGUGCACCGGCGCUCGAAGAGCACGCACAGGAUUCCUGCUAGACGUUCUCCUGUGCUUCAUAGAGCCUACUUGGGCAUUACACGAGCUUUCGCAUAUGCAGUGGAUUUUUGGGUUGCUGGGAUUUUGUGAUCUAAUCGGCAAGGGUUCCUGGGGCAUUAAGUAGAAUCUA